AUGUUAUGGAGUUUUCUCUCCCCAGUCCUUUAGUAGCUAGCUAAAGGAAAUGUAAGGACUUGCUGGAAGUUUCUUAAAGUUACACGACCAGAGAGUAUCAGCACUCAGAAGGUGGUCAAAUAAACUUUUGCUUUUCUGCAUGAGAGCCAGAAAGAUUGUUGGAAGAUGGUGGUUCUCAAAAUUCGAGACCAGCCUCCCCUGCUGAAAGCUAUAUUCAACGUUGACCCAGAUGAAGUGCGUUCCCUCAUAUUCAAGAAGGAAGAUGUGAAUGUGCAGGAUAAUGAAAAGAGGACCCCACUGCAUGCUGCUGCAUACUUAGGAGAUGCUGAAAUCAUAGAGCUCCUCAUUUUAUCAGGGGCAAGAGUAAAUGCCAAAGACAAUAAAUGGUUGACACCCCUGCACCGAGCAGUGGCCUCCUGCAGUGAGGAGGCGGUGCAGGUGCUGCUGAAGCACUCGGCAGACGUGAACGCGCGAGACAAGAACUGGCAGACGCCGCUGCAUGUGGCUGCUGCCAACAAGGCAGUGCGGUGUGCCGAGGCACUCGUUCCCCUGCUUAGCAACGUGAAUGUGUCAGACCGCGCCGGGCGCACUGCCCUCCACCACGCUGCCUUCAGCGGACACCUGGAGAUGGUGAGGCUGCUUCUGUCCAGAGGAGCUAACAUUAACGCCUUCGACAAGAAGGAUCGGCGGGCUAUCCACUGGGCCGCAUACAUGGGUCACUUGGAUGUGGUGAAGCUGUUGGUGUCUCAUGGUGCUGAGGUGACGUGUAAAGAUAAGAAGGCCUACACACCUCUGCACGCUGCAGCCUCUAGUGGGAUGAUCAGCGUCGUCAAGUACCUGUUGGACCUGGGAGUAGAUAUCAAUGAGCCGAACGCGUACGGCAACACCCCUCUGCACGUGGCCUGCUACAAUGGCCAGGACGUGGUGGUGAACGAGCUGAUCGAGUGCGGGGCCAACGUCAACCAGGUGAACGAGAAGGGCUUCACCGCCCUGCACUUCACGGCCGCCUCACGCCACGGGGCGCUCUGCCUCGAGCUGCUGGUGGGCAACGGGGCAGACGUCAACAUCAAGAGUAAAGAUGGGAAAACGCCUCUGCACAUGACUGCAAUUCAUGGGAGGUUCUCACGAUCUCAGGCUAUCAUUCAAAAUGGUGCAGAGAUUGACUGUGAGGACAAGAAUGGCAACACGCCCCUGCAUAUCGCCGCGCGUUACGGCCACGAGCUCCUCAUCAGCACUCUCGUCACCAACGGAGCCGAUACCUCGAAGCGGGGGGUCCACGGCAUGUUCCCUCUGCACUUGGCCGCACUGAGCGGCUUCUCGGACUGCUGCCGCAAGCUGCUGUCCUCCGGUGAGCUACCCCUCCUGCUAGCAGCUUCAGUCAGCUUAUCGGUCAGCGUACUGAGUGAUGCCUCUCCUUCCGCAGGCUUUGAUAUAGACACUCCCGAUGACUUCGGGAGGACCUGUUUACAUGCUGCUGCGGCAGGGGGGAACCUAGAUUGUCUUAAUCUACUCCUCAACAUAGGGGCAGAUUUCAACAAGAAGGACAGUUUUGGGAGGACACCUUUGCACUAUGCGGCUGCGAACUGUAACUAUCAGUGCCUAUUUGCCUUGGUGGGAUCUGGAGCCAGCGUCAACGACCUGGAUAAGAGGGGCUGCACUCCCCUCCACUACGCCGCUGCCUCUGACUCUGAUGGAAAGUGCCUGGAGUAUUUGCUGAGGAAUGACGCUAACCCAGGGAUCCGAGAUAAUCAGGGCUAUAAUGCGGUGCAUUACGCCUCUGCAUACGGACACCGCCUCUGUCUGGAGCUGAUUGCAAGUGAAACCCCUUUAGAUGUGCUAAUGGAGACCUCAGGGACGGACAUCCUGAACGACUCUGAUGUGCGUGCUCCUGUUAGCCCACUGCACCUCGCUGCGUAUCAUGGGCACCACCAGGCUCUGGAGGUGCUGGUGCAGUCCCUGCUGGAUCUGGAUGUGAGGACAGUGCAGGGUCACACACCACUUGACCUGGCUGCUUUUAAAGGCCAUGUGGAGUGUGUGGACGUGCUCAUCAACCAGGGAGCCUCAAUCCUGGUCAAGGACUACACCCUUAAGCGCACCCCCAUCCACGCAGCAGCCACAAACGGUCACUCGGACUGUCUGCGUUUACUGAUUGGAAAUGCAGACCUGCAGAGCGCAGUCGACAUUCAGGAUGGAACUGGGCAGACGCCGCUGAUGCUGGCCGUGUUGAGUGGACAUACAGACUGCGUGUACUCUCUGCUCAACAAAGGAGGCAAUGUAGAGGCCAAAGACAAGUGGGGACGCACGGCUCUCCACCGAGGGGCGGUGACGGGCCAUGAGGAGUGUGUGGAGGCCUUACUGCAGCACAACGCCAGUUUUAUGGUGCGGGACUGCCGAGGACGCUCUCCUGUACACCUGGCAGCUGCCUGCGGCCAUGUGGGGGUGCUGGGAGGUCUGCUGCAUGCAGCCCAGUCCGUGGAGGGUACCCCCGUCAUCACAGACCACCAGGGCUACACACCACUGCACUGGGCCUGUUACAAUGGUCACGACACGUGUGUCGAAGUGUUGCUGGAGCAGCAGCUAUUCGACAAGACGGAGGGGAACCCCUUCAGCCCUCUCCACUGUGCCGUGAUUAAUGACAACGAGGGCGCAGCUGAAAUGUUGAUUGACACACUGGGUCCUGUGAUUGUCAAUGCUACGGACUCCAAAAACAGGUCUCCCCUCCAUGCUGCGGCGUUCACUGACCAUGUGGAGUGUCUGCAGCUUCUGCUUGGUCACAACGCCCAGGUGAACAGCAUCGAUGCCGGUGGCAAAUCCCCGCUAAUGAUGGCAGCUGAGAACGGGCAGACGAAUGCCGUGGAGCUGCUGGUUAGCAGUGCAAAAGCAGACCUGACACUGCAGGACAGCAAUAGAAACACUGCACUGCACCUGGCCUGCAGUAAGGGACAUGAGACCAGUGCCUUGCUGAUCUUGGAAAAGAUUACAGACCGAAAUCUCAUUAACUCCACCAACGCAGCUUUACAAACGCCCCUGCAUGUGGCAGCCAGGAAUGGUCUAACGGUCGUUGUACAGGAGCUCUUGGCCAAGGGUGCAAGUGUACUAGCCGUUGAUGAAAACGGUUACACACCUGCUCUGGCCUGCGCCCCCAAUAAAGAUGUGGCAGACUGCCUGGCUCUCAUCCUGGCCACCAUGAUGCCGGUGUCGGCCAGCAGCAGCUCGGCGCCGGGCCUCACAUUCAGCACCAUCAACCACUACACGGGCCCGUCCAAGAGCGUCACGCUGGACAGCCUGCCCAUGCUGCAAAGCGAACACGGCUCCUACUGCAGCUUCAACAGCAUUGGCCGCCACGACGGCUUCUACAAGGACGACGAGCUCAAUGAUUCGGACUCAGAGACAUACUGAGUGUUUGGAGAGGAAAGGGAGAGCAGAGACACAGCUUGUCUCAAUCACCCAGAGGCAACACGGCCCUGUCAGCUGGCCACUGCGCAGAGCCUUAAGAGUCUCUUUGUUUCUCUAUCUUUUGCGUGUGCACGCACGCACACACACACACACACACACACACACACACACACACACACACACACACACUCAGACUCUCACUCAUAGAGGCCCAGCAGGCUGGCCUACCUAGUCCCUCUCUCUGUCUGUUCAUGUUCAUCCAGCACUUUGUGCUCUUCAGCAGAUACCUCCACGUACCUUCUGCUCGUCUCAUCCCGUGGCCCACUAUUGACCUACUCCAGCCAGCCAGCUGACAUGGGCCUUCUCCCUACAUGGCAAUAAAGCAUAGACUCCUCAGCCUGGGACCAAUGUUUGUAGGUGCAGUUUGAAACCGAUUUGUUUAGACUUUGACUUUUGAAAAUUAGGGGAGGUUUUGAAUUGUCCCCAGAGAGAACGACAGGGCUGAUUGUAAAGUUUUUAAACUGAUAUAAACAUUCAUGCACAGUUAAUUUCACAAUUGGUAAAUUACGUGGGGGGGAGAGACAUUUAUUUUUUAAAACAGGAUUUUAAUACACAUUUGUCCUCUGUCCCUCUAGAGUGAAAAAUCAUAGCAUUUCCUAUUUUCAAAUCUUAGAGGGCCAGUGAUGGAAAUUGAAUAUUAUUAGCAUUGUAACGCUAAUAGCAAUGGUUGUAAGUGAAGUGCGAGCUAACCUUUGCUGUCUUCUCUUUAAGAAUAAAUUAUUCUUUUUAUCUGUAUUUAUUUUUAGUUUCCAUACUUCAUCAUCAUUUGUGCCUUUGUGAGUUAAUGUGUGAAUGCAAAAGAGUAGGGGCAGUUUGGAGAGCUAUGAUGCACAAUUAGAACACUACAUUUGUGUAAAGCACUGAAACUGAACUAAAGCAAAAAGCUCCCAACAUGCUUUGCUCUGGAUGAAGAACACUGUGUAAACCAAUAGCAGGACAGUAUCUGAUUUCCUUAUAUGGUAAAAUGUGAAUAUUAAAACCUUAUGUAUAUAUAUUUUUUUCUCAGCUUUGCUUUUUUUUGGCUUUUAUUAGCUAAUAAAACCACUCAGCCCUUGGUCUGUGAAAGUUGUUUGACUCUUUUCAGACAUGGAUUUUAAAUCGAUUUGAAACUGGAAAUCUGCUUAAGUGGAGCAGCUAUUCGCUUUCCUAUUUUUGUGUGUUAGCGAGGCAGUAGAAGAGCCAGCAGAGUUGUUGGCGCCUGCACCCCGCCACUCAUUCAGCAUGGGAGAUUGCUGUAUAUUUUAUGGUUGUCUGAAUAAAGAAAUGACUUGUCAUUU
Molecule: messenger RNA, 4733 nt
Organism: Electrophorus electricus (electric eel)
Lineage: Eukaryota; Metazoa; Chordata; Actinopteri; Gymnotiformes; Gymnotidae
Gene: ankrd28b
Product: ankyrin repeat domain 28b
Molecular function (GO): protein binding
Source: RefSeq, a predicted model, not a curated record